ACAAAGAUACAUCAGGAGAAAAAAACAUCCACCUCAGAAGAGACAUCAGAUACUCAGGUUUACUUAUAAGCUUUUACAAAUACGGAUUCAUAGUUAAAACGCUGUAGCCAUUUAAACAACACUGGAAAUGUCUUGUAUCUACAUCACUGCAGAGGCUGUAAGAAACAUGAAGCAUGGCAAUAAUACAAAGGACUUUAACACUCAAAUAUCAGAAACUCAAACACCUCAACACACAGGAAGCAAUUCUGUCAAAAACAGAAGCUCCAGAGCAGCUCUAGUGCGUUUAGUGCUGCUGUGUUUUCUUCUGCUGACUGCUGUCAUAGUGCUGAGUGUCUUCAUCUAUACAAACAACACAAACUACACUGAAGGGAGACGCCAGCUACGAUCCAACAUCGCCAACAUCCCAGAAGACAGAGACAAGUUCCUAACCAUCAUUACCAACAUCAUAGAAGAGAGAAAACAGUUACUAAGCAACAUCACCAACCUCACAGAAGAGAGAAAUCAGUUAGUGACCAACAUUACCAACCUCACCGAAGAGAGAACACAGUUACUAACCAAAAUUACCAAUCUCACAGAAGAGAGAAAAGAGUUAUUUCGAAACAUCAGGAAUCUGUCGCUUGAGAAUGACCAGCUAAAAGUAAAGAAUCAAAAUCUGCUGAAAAAAAUUCAGAUUGUCGAUGGAUGGACUUACAAUCAGUCCAGCUUUUACUACAAGUCCAGUAUAACAAUGAAACUGGAUGAGAGCAGACGUGACUGUAUAGCAAGAGGAGCAGACCUGAUCAUCAUAAACAACUCAGAAGAACAAGAUUUUGUUAACAGAUUUUCUGAUAGAGCUGCAGUCUGGAUUGGUAUGAAUGACAGUGUUACUGAGGGCACAUGGAAAUGGAUUGAUGGCAGCACACUGAACUCUCGUUUGAGCUUCUGGUCAUCUUCAACUCAAGAACCAAAUGGAGGCACUAGAGAAAACUGUGCAGUGUCUGCUGAUAGAGUGAAAGAAUGGCCUACUUUUUCAGGGUGGCUUGAUAUCCAAUGUGACAGAAGAUUUCAGUGGAUCUGUGAGAUGAAUGUUUCACAACUCAUACAAAACUUACGUGAUAACUGACUUACAUGUAAAGUAGUGUUUCUCAUCCCUGAUCCCUCAUCCCUGAUAUCCAAUUUUUGGAAAUAUUAUAAAUAAUUUAUCUUGCUCCUGAAUGCAGUGUUUUUAAAGGGGUGGUCCAGAAUGUAAUUUUAAGGCUUGGUUGUGUUUAUAAGAUGUAAAGCAAUGUGUACUCAUGUUUCAUUUGAAGGAAAUUGUUUUAUUUUUUCAUAUAUCUUACUUUGAUUAUACACAGCUACUC
Messenger RNA from Danio rerio (zebrafish), 1340 nucleotides. The record is from RefSeq and is a predicted model, not a curated record. NCBI's taxonomy places the organism in Eukaryota, Metazoa, Chordata, Actinopteri, Cypriniformes, Danionidae.